This is a messenger RNA of Fomitiporia mediterranea MF3/22, 452 nucleotides long. RefSeq lists its product as uncharacterized. The transcript is spliced from 4 exons. Lineage: Eukaryota; Fungi; Basidiomycota; Agaricomycetes; Hymenochaetales; Hymenochaetaceae. The coding region runs from base 1 to 339 and encodes 112 amino acids. The record is from RefSeq and is a predicted model, not a curated record.
AUGAAGGCAAGCCUCACUACUUUUUUCAUCUUGAUUAUCAUGAGCUCUUCGCCCCGAAACGCUAUUUCUGCAGGACACCGAUCAUCGGCGAAUGGUUUAUCAUGCUCGAUGACCCAGCAUAAGUUAAAAUCGUAUCCAAAAGCCUCAGGCUUUAACAAGGAGAUUAACAUCAAGGCUGGUGAAACGUUUGACGUUGCUCUGCAUGAGGGCGGGGAGGAAGUUGGGUUUACUGAGUUUCGAGAGCACCCCUAUUGCGAGGUGUAUCAUGUACGGUUACGGAUGUCAGAAGCCGUUCGAGGAACCGUCGCUCUUCCGGCGGGAGAAGACGCCAUUUUGUGAACAUUGUUUCAGCAUACUUCUGAGGAAUGAUAUUUAGCUUGGCCUUUCUUUUCUUGAGUGCACCGGGUCUUAUCUGGUUGAUUAGAAUAUUGUAUUUGCAUUUAUUCAUUUAU